ACCUUUAAAGUUGAUGUAUCAAUUUGUAUAAGGCUGAAAUCUGAGGAGUAACUCAUUUUGUCAGCACACCUCACAUUUUAAAAAGUAAAGGGGCUCAGACCAGGUAGCAGGGAGAAGAUAGGAGAAAUAAGAAUGCGAAGGAGGGGAAAGAGGAGAAAGAUAAUAAUAUGAAAUAUUCUAGUACGAAGGUGUGGGGUGUUACAUAACAAUGUCUCCAAGCACAGCAGUACAAUCGAGGACAGAUGUGUUAUAGCCAUAAUAAAACCUCCUUUUUCGGACUUUGACCGACUAUUAUGUUGGGAGUUUUACUGGUAUGAUAAUUUCCCGGACACGAAAAGUCUCUGCCGCAAACCAAUCGUUAUUUCUCCCACGCAGUGAAGGCAACGCUGGCGUCAGCAGAGGAUUGGGGCAGUUGACUCACAAAGGGGUGGUCGCGCUCGCUCAAGUUUUUCUUCAGGUGCACACCCACUUGGAAGUCUGCGUGAUCCAUUUUUCCAAUUUUAAUGUGGAAAAAAGGAGGGUGUGGAAAUCAGAACUUAAAAUGUUUUCCUCAUAAUAGAAAACACAGGGAAACCGAGAUAUAGUAAGAAAACUCUGCGUUAAAGUAAUACCAUUUUUCUUCACAGAAAAGGGGAAAAUAGAAAGAAGAGAAAAGAUCGGAACAAGGUCCAAAGAAUACAACAGUGAGAUAACCCUUUGGACUUGGCACAUCACGUGGAAACACCUAGUGUUAACUUGGUCGGUGACCGGCUACGAGAAAAAGCCCCUUAGACUUUCGCUUCUGACUUUUUAAAUGACACUGAACGGAAAGACGGCAGAGAAAAUGCUAACGAAGCCUCAACAAAUCCAUUGUUUUUGCUGUUGAUCAAAGCCGCAGCACUAGCAGCAACAACAGUAACAGCAGCAGCAGCAGCCGCUAGAAAUCUAUAAACACUCGAACGUGAGAAACGACCAGUCCCUCAAAAUGGUCUUUGUCGGUAGUAGCGAUGUUUCUUCCCUUCUAGUCAUCGUUCUGAUUUCGAUGAGUUCCGUCCCAGGGGCACGAAGCUAUGAUGAACAUGACCUCUCCAUGUUCAGAGAGACGAUUCCAGGGCUACAUCAGUGGCAACACUUUCAAGACGGUAAAGGGGCAAGCAUGGGGGCGCUGAAGGAGAAGGUGAAGAAGGUGUCAGUUUCUUCUCGCAUGGAGCGGUUUCUGAACGACCUCUCCGAUGGAAGAGCAAAGAGCAGCUCAAAAAACUUCUUGAACUCGGAGAUGAUAUCGUCAAACUUCAGCUUGGACCCUUACGAUGACAACUACAACUUGUCCAUAAAGUGCAGCGAUGCUCUAGAGGCUUGGUUUGAAAGCCUCUUCCAGGGCAAACUGUGGGCCAUACGCAUGUAUGACGCUUGGGGAAAGACCGACUCCGGUGUGCUGAUGGGCCACUUUCGAUCCUACGGAGACUUCACAGGCUGCAAGCAACUGGUGGCUGACAACGUGACUGGGGUCAAGGGCGGGGUCAUACGAGGACGGUACUGCAGGGUCAUGCAAGAGAUUACGUCAUUCCACGGCAAAGGGGUGCAACUGUUUGAGGGUGUUUGCAUUCCUGACGUCUGCACUUGGCGAGAUCUCAAGUAUAUACUACGCAAAAUAUUCAACGACUGGGAUGAAAGCAUGGUCGAUGAUGAUGUCAAAGUAAACUGUCUCCUAGAACAAUAUCCCGGGCCUGAACGGCUGGCAGGCAUAGUAUUAGUGUAUGGGACGCUGCUCUUUCUCAUUGCUGCGGGGACUACCGUGGAUAUCUGGCGAGAGAGAGUGAAGGACGCGAACAAGGAAUCUGGAGAAUCCAGCACUAGUGCUCCUGAUGCGGCAGUUGGGAACUCCGAAGCAACCAACGAUUCUGUAAACACCGACCAAAGGAAGGAGAUUUUGAGAGGUGAAGAGUAUUUGCCCUUGACUGCAUCUGUGAGCGACAGACGGAAACAGCUUGGAAUGAAAAUGCUGAUCUGCUUUUCACUGAAGACCAACAUAAAUAAGCUGCUGAAAGUGAAGAAGUCGACAACACCUGGAAACAUAGACUGCCUGUGUGGGAUGCGUGUAAUCACAAUGCUCUGGAUCAUCUGUGUGCACACGCUGUUCUACUCCUCACAGACUGCAACCAAUGUUUAUGACUACGUAAAGGAAGAAACGAGAAACAUUUUCUUUCAAGUCAUGGCGACUGCAUCGGUGCAAUGCGACACUUUUUUCACAAUGGGGGGUCUAGUCCUAGCCUACACAAAGAUGAGCAUACUGACGAACACAAAUGGUCGAACUAACUGGCCACUGUUUUAUCUAGACAGAUAUCUCAGAUUAACCCCGACGCUGAUGCUGAUUUUCUACAUAUUUGCGGCCACCUUCCCAUUCUGGACGGACAGCCCAAUCUGGACACGUGUAGAAAUUUGGGAUGACAGAUGCACCGACACCUGGUGGCACACGCUACUCUAUAUAAACAACUUCAAAAGAGGGUGUUUCCCGUGGACCUGGUACCUGGCCGUGGAUAUGCAAUUCUACGUAAUCUCACCGAUCUAUGUCUACCUCAUGUACAGGAAACCUAUAGCUUCUUUCCUCCUGAUGGGCCUGACAUGUAUUGGAUCUAUGAUCCUCGCCGGGAAGUACGCCUACGAUCAUCGUCUCGCUCCCUCAAUUGUCUUUGAUGUAGAAGGUGCGGGGAUACCGUGAGUAUUCAUCUUGCAUUGAGUUUGUGUUUAAUA
Messenger RNA from Aplysia californica (California sea hare), 2730 nucleotides. RefSeq names its product nose resistant to fluoxetine protein 6. Gene Ontology annotation, molecular function: acyltransferase activity, transferring groups other than amino-acyl groups. The record is from RefSeq and is a predicted model, not a curated record. The coding region runs from base 965 to 2698 and encodes 577 amino acids. Lineage: Eukaryota; Metazoa; Mollusca; Gastropoda; Aplysiida; Aplysiidae. The transcript is spliced from 13 exons.